Camellia sinensis is the source of this 936-nucleotide messenger RNA. The record is from RefSeq and is a predicted model, not a curated record. Lineage: Eukaryota; Viridiplantae; Streptophyta; Magnoliopsida; Ericales; Theaceae.
GCCAAGAAUGUCUUCAAAAUUCACCAUUUUCUUCCUCACACAGAUCUUCUCCUUCCUGUUUAUUUUUCUGUCCCAUGGAUCCUUCACAGAAGCUCAAUCUAACGAUUCGAAAACUACAAAUAUCGGAGCGAUCAUCGAUGCAAAUUCCCGUAUUGGCAAAGAACAAAAAAUAGGCCUGGAAAUAGCAGCUCAGAACUUCAACAGCAACACUUCAAACAUGCAAAAGCUAGUCCUCCAUUUCAAAGACCCUGGCAGAGACCCCCUCCAAGCAGUUUAUGCUGCUGAGGAGCUGAUUAAAGAAGAAGUACAAGUGAUUGUUGGGAUGGAGACAUGGCAUGAGGCAACUGUAGUUGCAUCCAUUGGCAACCGAGAACAAGUCCCAAUCCUUUCACUUGCAUCAACGGCCAUCAUUUCACCGCCAUCAAAUGCCCUUCGUUGGCCUUUCUUAGUACAAAUAGCCACCAAUGGCUCGCAACAAGUGAAUUGCAUUGCAUCCAUUCUUCAAUCCUACAAAUGGAAAAAAGUAAUAGCGAUAUAUGAAGACGAUAGCUAUGGUAGCGAUUCCAGUGGGCUAGCUUUGUUAUCUGAAUCACUUCAUAGCAUUGGCACAGAGAUUGAGCACCACUUAGUUUUCCCGCCAUUCUCUUCUCUUUCUGAUCCACAAGGGUUUGUUCAUAAAGAAUUUGUGAGUUUGUUGCAUAAACAACAAUCUAGGGUUUUUUAUCAUUCUUCAGUCAUCAUUACCUUUGGCUAUUCAUUUGUUCAGAGAAGCUAAGCAAUUAGGGUUGGUGGGGAGAGACUCAGUGUGGAUAAUAACAGAUGCAAUUUCGAGUCUUUUGGAUUCUGUUAACACUUCUGUUAUCUCCGAUAUGAAAGGUGCUCUAGGAAUUCAGGCGUAUUAUAACGAAAGCAAUCAAUUUUUUCAAAAUUUUAAAC